AGUAGGUGGUGCGGGGGCGUGCUGAGCGGGGGAGGCGUGGCCGGACCUGCGGGGCCCAGUAGGCUGGGACUGCUUGGCCGCCUCCUGCCCCGGCGGGGCCGAGCUGCGGGCCCAGACCAUGUCACCAGAAGAGUGGACAUACCUAGUGGUUCUUCUUAUCUCCAUCCCCAUCGGCUUCCUCUUUAAGAAAGCUGGACCCGGGCUGAAGCGAUGGGGGGCAGCAGCUGUAGGCCUGGGGCUUACCUUGUUCACCUGUGGCCCCCACACCUUGCACUCUCUGAUCACCAUCCUUGGGACCUGGGCCCUCAUUCAGGCCCAGCCCUGCUCCUGCCACGCCUUGGCACUGGCUUGGACCUUCUCCUAUCUACUGUUCUUCCGAGCCCUCAGCCUGCUGGGCCUGCCCACACCCACACCGUUCACCAAUGCCGUACAGCUGCUGCUCACACUGAAGCUGGUGAGUCUGGCCAGUGAAGUGCAGGACCUCCACCAGGCCCAGAGGAAGGAGAUGGCCACGGGCUUCAGCAAGGGCCCCACCUUGGGGCUACUCCCAGACGUGCCCUCUUUGAUGGAGACAUUCAGCUACAGCUACUGCUACGUGGGAAUCAUGACAGGCCCGUUCUUCCGCUACCGCACAUACCUGGACUGGCUGGAGCAGCCCUUCCCGGGGGCUGUGCCCAGCCUGCGGCCCCUGCUGCGCCGAGCCUGGCCGGCCCCGCUCUUUGGCCUGCUCUUCCUGCUCUCUUCUCACCUCUUCCCACUGGAGGCCGUGCGCGAGGACGCUUUCUACGCCCGCCCGCUGCCCGCCCGCCUGUUCUACAUGAUCCCCGUCUUCUUCGCCUUCCGCAUGCGCUUCUACGUGGCCUGGAUUGCCGCCGAGUGCGGCUGCAUUGCUGCCGGCUUCGGGGCCUACCCUGUGGCCGCCAAAGCCCGGGCCGGGGGCGGCCCCACCCUCCAAUGCCCACCCCCCAGCAGUCUGGAGAAAGCUGCAGCCCUGGAGUACGACUAUGAGACCAUCCGUAACAUCGACUGCUAUGGCACAGACUUCUGCGUGCGGGUGCGGGAUGGCAUGCGGUAUUGGAACAUGACAGUGCAGUGGUGGCUAGCACAGUAUGUCUACAAGAGCGCACCUGCCCGCUCCUACGUCCUGAGGAGCGCCUGGACAAUGCUGAUGAGCGCCUACUGGCACGGCCUGCACCCUGGCUACUAUCUGAGCUUCCUGACCAUCCCGCUGUGCCUGGCAGCCGAAGGCCGCCUGGAGUCAGCCCUGCGGGGACAGCUGAGCCCUGGGGGCCAGAAGGCCUGGGACUGGGUGCACUGGUUCCUGAAGAUGCGGGCCUAUGACUACAUGUGCAUGGGCUUCGUGCUCCUCUCACUGAGGGACACACUCCGCUACUGGGCCUCCAUCUACUUUUGUGUCCACCUGCUGGCCCUGGCCACCCUGGGGCUGGGGCUGGCACUGGGCGGUGGCGGCCCCAGCCGGCGGAAGGCAGCACCCCAGGCCUCUGGCCUUGCCCCGGAAAAGCUCCGGGAGGAGUGAGCUACUCCGACGUGUCCCUGCCAGUCAGCCCACCCAGCCACCACGCUUUCGCCUAGAAAUUCUGUGAAUCAGGCUGCUGUCGCCUACCCCGGAAAAGAGUCCUGGAGAGAAUUCCUUUUGCCCUGGCCACAUACUUUGCUCUUCAGUGAAGCAAAGCUGGGGUCGUACCCACCUCCUGCUUCCCAGCCCUGCGCCCUGAGCCCUUCAGCUGAUCAGUCCUGCCCCCUCCUGUAAAAUCAAGGUAUUGCCCAGAGAAGAGCCCCCCUCUACACCUGCUACAGCACCCCAGGUAUUCAGAAAGCACAAAGUGUCCCCGAAACAUCAGGGGCUGCUGGGGGAGGUGGUUUCUUGCAGAUUCCCUUUCUGUGAGCCACAUGAUGGGGCUAAGAGCUUCAGGGCGAGGCUCCAGGAGUGGGGGACCCUCUUGUCUCUUUUGCUCUACUUUUAUUCUCAUCAGAUCACUAUUUGAGAACUGGAAGAGGACAGAACCUUCCCAUUCCAUCGAGGGGAAACCAAUGUGCAGACAACCAGGCUUUGGUACUGCUGUUCUCCUUGAAGCUUCUGUCUGAGCCACCACAGGGCCUCAACGCCCUUGUCAUCCGCUUAUCUUGGUCCCACAGCCUAAGACAGGGUCAAAGUGUUGAAAUCGUUCCCAAUAAAGUGUUCCACAAGACA
Loxodonta africana (African savanna elephant) is the source of this 2212-nucleotide messenger RNA. RefSeq names its product membrane bound O-acyltransferase domain containing 7 (gene MBOAT7). Gene Ontology annotation, cellular component: membrane; mitochondria-associated endoplasmic reticulum membrane contact site. Gene Ontology annotation, molecular function: lysophospholipid acyltransferase activity. The transcript has 8 exons. The record is from RefSeq and is a predicted model, not a curated record. The coding region runs from base 119 to 1537 and encodes 472 amino acids. Lineage: Eukaryota; Metazoa; Chordata; Mammalia; Proboscidea; Elephantidae. Gene Ontology annotation, biological process: lipid modification; phosphatidylinositol biosynthetic process.